AAUUUAUUUUGUUGUACAAGAGUUUCCUUUUUUUGCAUGUAUUAGAACUUUUGUAUAAAUUAUUAAAUACCUAGAGGUGAAGAGAAAUAACACACAACAUUCAUUACCUCGAUCGAUAUUACACCUUGUAUCUCAGUGAAAAGGUUUGCGCUUCAGAAAUAAUGACGGCUAAACCCGAGCUUAAUUCUGAUGCUGGAUUGAAGAAGCUUGACGAUUAUCUUCUCACUCGCAGUUACCUUACAGGGUACAAGGCUUCAAAAGAUGACCGCACCAUAUUUGUGUGUCUUUCAGAUCCCCCAUCUUCACAGUAUGUGAACUCAUCUCGCUGGUACAACCACAUUGCUGCCCUCUUGCGGACCUCUGGUAUCUCUGAUGAAAGAAGUGAUGUCAUUGUUGAGGGAUCAUCCUCAAUCACAGAAGUGGCUGUUUCUACUCCCAAUGCAGCUGACUCUAAGGAUGGUGAUAGUAAUGAAGAAGAAGAAGAUGAUGUUGACCUUUUCGGAGAGGAGAUGGAAGAGGAAAAGAAGACAGAUGAAGAGAGAGCAGUUUCUGUCAAGGCAUCUACAAAGAAGAAGGAAUCUGGGAAGUCAUCAGUUUUGAUUGACAUCAAGCCUUGGGAUGAUGAAACUGACAUGAAGAAGCUAGAGGAAGCUGUGAGAUCCAUUCAGAUGGAAGGACUAUUCUGGGGAGCAUCAAAGCUUGUCCCGGUUGGUUACGGUAUCAAGAAGUUGCAGAUCAUGUGCACCAUAGUUGACGACCUUGUGUCUGUUGACACCAUGAUAGAAGAGCAGCUGACGGUCGAGCCAAUCAAUGAGUACGUCCAGAGUUGUGACAUUGUUGCAUUCAACAAGAUUUGAAAGAAGUCUCUGUGUUUUAUGGAGUCUGGUUCUUAUUCUAUAUUUUAGUUUUGCCAAGUUUCUUGUAGACUACUAUUGCUUUUGCAUUAUUUUUCAUGAAGAGCGACAAUUCAGGUUUCAA
Raphanus sativus (radish) is the source of this 978-nucleotide messenger RNA. RefSeq names its product elongation factor 1-delta 1. Bases 162 to 857 code for a protein of 231 amino acids. NCBI's taxonomy places the organism in Eukaryota, Viridiplantae, Streptophyta, Magnoliopsida, Brassicales, Brassicaceae. Gene Ontology annotation, biological process: translational elongation. The record is from RefSeq and is a predicted model, not a curated record. The transcript is spliced from 6 exons. Gene Ontology annotation, molecular function: translation elongation factor activity; guanyl-nucleotide exchange factor activity. Gene Ontology annotation, cellular component: eukaryotic translation elongation factor 1 complex; cytosol.